AUGCAGAGUAGCAUGGCAUCGAAUGUCAACACCCUGCUGGGUGAGUCAUCAUGGAUGUGCUGGCUCCAUCCGGUGCACGGGACCCCCGCAAAGUACCCGCUCCAAGUGUCGCAGCAUGAAGGUCUCGACGGCCUCCGUCAUGUUAUGAACGAGGCUGCAAGCGGCGUGAGCCAAUUACCUUGGAAACACAUGAAGCAAGAGACCAUUUGCAUAACGCCGCUUGGGAUCCAGUACCAGGACGCAGACGAUGGUCUGUCUCCGUGCAGUUCUUCUGAGUUCCACAUACCCUUAGAAUGGUCGGACCUGCUGUACACUGAUACGCAGUUCCGAGAUUCUAGGGAGCGAACGCCAACGCAGAUCCUGCUGCUGGCUCCAGAAGUCGCAAAAUCGGAUGCUCAUCGCCCCGUGUGGCUGCUCUUCGGCCAUUUCGACUCCGACGGCCUGGGACGUUUUCUGCAAUCUCUUAGCCACCGCGGAGCUAUACGUUGGGAUUUGCGUGAGAGCUAUGACGCCGUGAGACCCUGUGGACAAGGCCUGCACGGGACCGUGUUCGUUGGGGAGUCGAAGGCAUCGCCUUCUUGCCGGACCCGGGGCCGCAAGGUGGCGGUGAAGGUCACGGACUCGGAUGAGGAUCGCGUCAGAAGAGAAGUUGGCUUCAUGUUUCAGACGGGCGAGCAUCCCAACAUUGUAUCAUUGCUCGGCGUGUUCGGUGUGGAGAAGGCGGACGCUUCUUGCAAGCGCGAGCGCUACGCGUUGGUCAUGGAGCUGGGUUCCAGCGGGGAUCUCGGGGCCCUACUUGCACGCGGCGUGCUUCCAGAGUUCCGAGGCAUGGAGAUCAUGAUCGGCGUCAUGUCGGCGCUGGCGUUCCUGCACAGCCAGCGCAUCGUCCACCGGGAUGUGAAACCCGAGAAUGUUGUCUUGCACGCUGACCAUCGUCCUAUGCUGGUUGAUUUCAGCAUCGCUGCAUCCUUAGACGAUCCUGUUGCGUUACUGCGGAGCAGUGGCUCGCCAGGAUACGCGGCUCCUGAGAUAGUUGAGCAGCGACCUCAUUGCGAGAAAGUGGAUGUCUUCGGCGCGGGUGCUCUGUGGUACACAUUGAUGUCAGGGCGAUUGCCGUUUUCCGGCAGUAGCACGAAGGAGAUCCUUGCCAACUCGCGCCGGUGCGAUGUCGAGCUGGCCAUGAAAUCUUGUCCGGAAUGCAAUGAGCCGCAGAUGCAGUCGUUGUUGAAAG
This is a messenger RNA of Symbiodinium sp. CCMP2456, 1231 nucleotides long. The record is from the annotation of a GenBank genome assembly. NCBI's taxonomy places the organism in Eukaryota, Dinophyceae, Suessiales, Symbiodiniaceae.